AUGGCUGAUGCAAGGGACACUCCGGACCUGCACCAAGAGGAUGACAAGCAGCCGCAGGACCUCCCGGCAAUUGACAACUCCCAACAUGAUGUCUCUAACAUCAAUCGCGCGAGCAAUCCUGCCGAAGAUGAUGCUCGAAAGGUCGAGACCCAGACGAGGGACGAUGAACGACCGCUUCACUCAGUCUUCUCACCCAGAAUUAAGGCCUUUGUCAUCAUCAUGACCGUCUUUGCGACUCUCUUCUCGCCGUUCUCGUCGUUCGUCUACCUCCCCGCCAUCACGCCGAUCGCUGAGGCCUAUCACCGGUCUCUCGGCGAGCUCAACCUCACCGUCACGGUCUACCAAAUCAUGCAGGCCGUUGCGCCUCUCUUCUUUGGUGAUCUGAGCGAUCAGAUCGGUCGUCGGCCCGUCUACAUGUUGACGUUUGCCAUUUACAUUGGCGCAAACAUCGGCUUGGCACUGCAAAACAACUAUGCGGCCCUCAUGGUCCUCCGAGCGCUGCAGAGUACUGGCAGCAGCGCGACUGUGGCGAUCGGCAGCGCAGUCGUGGCGGACUUGACGACGAGCGCAGAGCGAGGAGGGUACAUCACUGCGGUACAGGCGAGCGUGCAAUUCGCUCCGGCGCUGGCGCCGGUCCUGGGUGGCAUCUUGACCCAAUUUCUGGGGUGGCGGUCCACGUUUUGGUUCCUCGUCAUUGCAGCCGGCGUGUUUGUUCUCAUUUAUGUGCCCUUUGUACCUGAGACGGCUCGAAACAUUGUCGGAAAUGGCUCAAUCCCGCCGCCGAGCGUCAACACCUCUGUGACGUCCUCCAUUCAAUGGCGCCGCAAAAGGCGCGACCUUGAAUCGAAUCCCGACGCACCCCCACUCCCUGAGCCCAAGAAGAGACCCUUUAAGAUUCCCAUCCCCAACAUUUGGGCUGCGGUUCGCAUCAUAUUCGAAAAAGACGUUGGCUCGCUGAUGCUCUUCAUGUCGCUCUUCGUCAUGGCCAACUACGCCAUGUUGGUGCCGUUGCAAGACGUCAUCCGCCGGCGCUACAGCUUCAACGACCUUCAGGUCGGGCUUUGCUAUAUCCCCUUUGCGAUGGGAUCGGUUCUUGGGUCCAUCGUGGUGGGCAAGUUGCUCAACUGGAACUACGCCCGAGUCGCAAAAAGCGUUGGCGUGUCCGCUGAUCGGAAAAGAGGCGAGGACCUUCGGAAGUUUCCGAUCGAGAGAGCCCGGUUGGAUCUGAUGUGGCCGUGGACUAUUCUCGCCAUCAUCACCAUUGCGGUGUGGGGUUGGGUCGUCGAUUCCGGGACCAGCCUUGCUGCCCCCUUGGUCAUCUUGUUCUUGGCCGGUAUGGGCUUGGCUGGGCCUAUUUCGAUCCUCACUACGCUCCUGGUUGACCUCUAUCCCAUGAAUCCUGGGAGGGUCUCUUCGUCAUUCAACCUGACGCGGGCGACGUUAAGUGCGGUGGGCACAGCCGUCGUGCAGUACAUCAUUGACGCUUGGGGAUACGGGUUCACAUACUUCAACGACAGCAACGACAGCAACGACAGCAACGAUAGCAACGAUAGCAACGAUAGCAACGACAGCAACGAUAGCAACGAUAGCAACGACAGCAACGACAGCAACGACAGCAACGAUAGCAACGACAGCAACGACAGCAACGACAGCAACGAGAGCAAUAGGUGGAACGUUAACAAUAGCACCAGCUGA
This is a messenger RNA of Purpureocillium lilacinum, 1695 nucleotides long. The record is from RefSeq and is a predicted model, not a curated record. Lineage: Eukaryota; Fungi; Ascomycota; Sordariomycetes; Hypocreales; Ophiocordycipitaceae.